This is a messenger RNA of Hemiscyllium ocellatum (epaulette shark), 1503 nucleotides long. It is a transcript of the gene apbb3, whose product is annotated as amyloid beta (A4) precursor protein-binding, family B, member 3. The transcript is spliced from 12 exons. Bases 1 to 1503 code for a protein of 500 amino acids. The record is from RefSeq and is a predicted model, not a curated record. Gene Ontology annotation, cellular component: cytoplasm; nucleus. Gene Ontology annotation, molecular function: amyloid-beta binding; transcription factor binding. Gene Ontology annotation, biological process: regulation of DNA-templated transcription. NCBI's taxonomy places the organism in Eukaryota, Metazoa, Chordata, Chondrichthyes, Orectolobiformes, Hemiscylliidae.
AUGCUGGGGAAGGACUACAUGCUGGCGAUCAUCAUCGUUAACUAUGACGACAAUCUGUGGAAUGACCAAGCCCUGGAGAUAGACCCAGACCUCCCCCCAGGCUGGAGAACGAUUCGGGACACAAGCGGGACAUAUUAUUGGCAUGUACCAACUGGCACUACUCAAUGGCAGCACCCAGCAUGCACAUCCGAUGUCAGCCUGGACUCUGGGAAGUUGUCGACUGCCCUGUCACCAACCCUGGAGCACGAGGUGAGAGAUAAAGACGGGAAAGCUCAAAGGACUGGUUUCUCAAUUCAAAAUGAUUUGUUCCUCAGAAACACUUCCCUCUUUUGCAGAACGGAACUCCCUUGGCAAGACAGCAGCCUCCAGCCCAGCACCAAUCCAGAUUCCAAGUGUUUCGCAGUGAGGUCCCUGGGAUGGGUGGAGAUACCUGAAGAGGACUUGACUCCAGGGAAAAGCAGCAUUGCUGUGAAUAACUGCAUCCAGCAGCUCUCCUACAGUAAAUCAGAGGGAAGGCAGAGUGGACUAACCUGGGGAGAGGGUCAGGAUAUGGUGAUGGUGCUGAAGAAGGACAUGCUGAGCCUGGUCGAUCCUGUCGAUCACAGUUUGAUUCAUUCCCAACCGAUUAUCAACAUUCGAGUUUGGGGAGUGGGCUGUAACAAUGGUAGAGACAGAGACUUUGCCUAUGUUGCCAGUGACAAGGAUACGUGUAUGUUGAAGUGCCACGUUUUUCACUGCAACACUCCUGCCAAAGCCAUCGCCACUGCCCUUCAUCAGAUGUGCUCCCAGAUCAUGGCAGAGCGAGCAAUUAACAGUGGCUCAUCGGACGUUCCGGGAAUGGAGGACAGCAUCUCCCCCGUGGACCUGCCUCUACAAGUUGACCUCCUGGAGACGGUGAGACAAUCCAUGCAGAGGUUUAAUGUCCAAUACAUUGGCUGCCUCCCUGUGACCAACUCAAUGGGAAUGAAGCUGGUGAACGGAGUGAUAAAGAGUCUGUUGGAUUCAGUGGACAGAUGUGACUGGCCUUCAGUUCUCCUCCAGGUUACAGAUACCACGCUGUCCGUGUCUAAGGGGGAGGAUAGCAGGGAGCCAUGUUGGCAGUGCCGGCUCCGGUACCUGACCUUCCUGGGCAUUGGGAAGGACCCUCACACCUUUGGCCUCAUUGUGGACACAGGUCUCCAGAACUUCGAGUGCCACGUUUUCUGGUGUGAGCCUGACGCCGGCUACAUCUCUGAGGCCAUUCAGGCUGCUUGUAUGCUACAAUACCAGAAGUGUUUGGUGGCUGCAGCUCCCUCAGUGAGAUCAAAGAGGGCCACCCACUCACAGUCGCCCCCCUCAGGCCUGAAGAAGCACUUGUCUUCCCCGAUGACUGACAGCGUGGGUCCUGCACCUCGGCGCCUCCUCUCCGCCCCCAAGUUCACCAGCGGCUCCAAUCUGAAACGUGGCGUCCUGGCCCUGCUGGACACUUUCAAACACAAGCACUCGGUAUUGCAAAUGCCGUAG